Messenger RNA from Acanthoscelides obtectus, 342 nucleotides. NCBI's taxonomy places the organism in Eukaryota, Metazoa, Arthropoda, Insecta, Coleoptera, Chrysomelidae. The record is from the annotation of a GenBank genome assembly.
AUGUCGGAGGACGAAGAGGCAACCGGAUUUUCUGAUGAUUCUUUAGCAGACCAGAACUAUUCACCCAAUGAAAUGUUCGAUGAUGAUUCUAGUUCGGAAGAUGAAAAUCCCAGUGAUCCAGAAAGCGACUCUUCUGAUAACAUCCCUUUGAUCAACUUUGUCAAAAAACGAAAGUGGGAAGCUGUAGCUGGAGCACGAAAUCAUUUUCCGUUCAGUGUUCCUUAUACUGGUGUUCAUCCAGAUGUCGUUCAGAAGCUAAGUGGUAAAAACCCGGUUUCAUUUUUUCAACAUUUCAUUGACAACGAGAUAAUAACAUUACUGGUCAAUGAAACAAACAGGUAG